UACAAAUAUCAGAGGAAAUAAAUCUAAGAAAAAAGAAAGAGUCCAGAGUUUGCUCCACUUUUACCUUUGAAAUUUUGUUUCCUUUUUAAUUUUUGCGAAAUUUCAGGAGUGUUUCUGGUUAAUGUGAGAAAGUAGAUUCGCAAGAAACCAAAAUUAAAAAAGUGAGCGAUUCGUGUUCGAUUGAUUUUGUGGAUGAUCCAUUAUCUUUCUCCAAUAUUUUUGAUUUGAGCGAGAGUUUUGCUUCAUUCGGAAUCUUAAGAUGUCAGGUCCCGUUGAUCGAUUCGCAAUACCAUGUUUUGAGGGAAUAUUGAGCAGUGAUGAGAAAAAGGAAAGAAAGUCUGAUUUUGAGAACUCAGAAGAUGAGAGGAGAACAAGAAUCGGUUCUUUGAAGAAGAAAGCAAUCAAUGCAUCUACCAAGUUCAAGCAUUCUCUCAAGAAAAAGAGAAGAAAAAGUGAUGUCCGGGUCAGUUCUGUCUCCAUUGAGGAUGUUCGUGAUGUUGAGGAGCUUCAAGCGGUUGAUGAGUUUAGACAAGCAUUGGUAAUGGAGGAGUUGCUUCCCCAUAAACACGAUGACUAUCAUAUGAUGUUGAGGUUCUUGAAGGCUAGGAAAUUCGACAUUGAGAAAGCUAAGCACAUGUGGGCUGAUAUGAUCCAGUGGAGGAAGGAAUUUGGUACCGACACUAUUAUUCAGGAUUUUCAGUUUGAAGAGAUUGAUGAAGUUCUGAAAUAUUACCCGCACGGUUAUCACAGUGUAGAUAAAGAAGGCAGGCCUGUGUAUAUUGAAAGGCUUGGGAAAGUUGAUCCUAACAAACUGAUGCAAGUUACUACGCUUGAUCGAUAUAUUAGAUAUCAUGUUAAGGAGUUCGAGAGGAGUUUUAUGCUCAAGUUUCCUGCCUGCACUAUUGCUGCCAAGAAGUAUAUUGAUUCAAGCACAACUAUUUUGGACGUCCAAGGAGUGGGACUGAAGAACUUCACAAAGUCUGCUCGUGAGCUUAUUACAAGGUUGCAGAAGAUUGAUGGAGACAAUUAUCCUGAGACCCUCCACCAAAUGUUUAUCAUCAAUGCAGGGCCCGGAUUCCGUCUGCUUUGGAGCACUGUCAAGAGUUUUCUAGACCCCAAAACGACUUCUAAGAUUCAUGUACUCGGCUGCAAGUAUCAGAGUAAAUUGCUUGAGAUUAUUGAUUCCAGCGAGUUGCCUGAAUUCUUGGGAGGGGCUUGUACCUGCGCAGAUCAGGGGGGUUGUAUGCUUUCUGAUAAAGGGCCUUGGAAGAAUCCAGAGAUUGUAAAGAUGGUACUUCAUGGGGGAGCUCACCGUGCGAAGCAGGUGGUGAAAGUUCUGAACAGCGACGGGAAAGUCAUUGCUUAUGCUAAGCCGUCUUAUCCAUGGAUAAAAGGAAGUGACACAUCAACUGCAGAAUCAGGUUCUGAAGCUGAAGAUAUUGUUGUGUCUCCAAAAGCAGUAAAGAGUUAUUCCCAUCUCCGCUUGACCCCUGUUCGUGAAGAGGCAAAGGUUGGUUCUGGUGAAACGAGUUUUGCCGGUAGUUUUGCAGGUUAUGAUGAGUAUGUUCCAAUGGUUGACAAAGCUGUUGACGCCACCUGGAAGGUUAAACCCACCGCCAUCAACCGGGCUCCUUCUAAAGGAGCUCAUAUGCCUCCAAAUGUCCCAAAGGAUCAUGAAAGCUUCAGUGCUCGUGUCCUAGUAACUUUCAUGGCUUUUGUGAUGGCGAUUCUCACAUUCUUCCGUACAGUAUCAAACCGUGUUGUGACCAAGCAGCUUCCACCGCCUCCUAGCCAACCGCAAAUUGAAGGAAGCGCUGCUGCAGAGGAAGCUGAUCUCCUCAAUUCAGUGCUGAAGAAAUUAACCGAACUUGAGGAGAAAAUUGGAGCGCUCCAGUCAAAGCCAUCUGAGAUGCCUUAUGAGAAAGAGGAACUGCUUAAUGCAGCUGUCUGCCGUGUAGACGCCCUUGAAGCUGAGCUCAUAGCCACUAAGAAGGCUCUUUAUGAAGCUCUGAUGAGACAAGAAGAAUUACUCGCUUACAUUGACCGUCAAGAGGCAGCUCAGCACCAGAAGAAGAAUAAGAGGAAGCAAAUGUUCUGUUUCUAGAAGAUGAAGAAGAAGAAUCAAAUGUUUGUUUCUAGAAGAAGAAGAAGAAGAAGAGGCAUCUCUGCUUUCUCUCUCUCCCUUGUAGGUUUCCAUUGAAACAGAACAACUCUCAUCUCAUUUUAUGUUAAAAGCUAAUCAGUUCUUUCUCUUUUAUGAUAAUGAUUAGUUUAUGAU
Arabidopsis thaliana (thale cress) is the source of this 2278-nucleotide messenger RNA. RefSeq names its product Sec14p-like phosphatidylinositol transfer family protein. The transcript is spliced from 9 exons. The record is from RefSeq and is marked reviewed. Gene Ontology annotation, biological process: intermembrane lipid transfer. The coding region runs from base 260 to 2104 and encodes 614 amino acids. Lineage: Eukaryota; Viridiplantae; Streptophyta; Magnoliopsida; Brassicales; Brassicaceae. Gene Ontology annotation, cellular component: plasma membrane; Golgi membrane.